AUGAAGCCAUUCGUAGAACCAAGAAAAGGCAAAAGACUUUCUGUGUCUAUCAUAGCAAAUGUUACCGCUGAGUCAAUUGAAUUUUGCGCAUCAAUAUGUUUGAAGAGGUCAGCUUGCCAAUCGUUCAAUUACCAUAGAAAUGCCAGUACGCAUCAAUGUCAACUCAACGAAUUCGAUCAUGAAAAUAACGCAAGGGACGAUCCAAAUUAUAUGUACAGCUCAAUUUACGACUGGAACCCGCUCAUGGUAUACAGCUGCGCUAAUCAUAGUUGUUCUGAAGAUAGUUUUUGUCUACCAACAUUAACUCAGACCUACACGUGUCUACACUUAGAUAUUCGAUGCGGCUCACCAAAAUCCAUUGAAGGUACCAAUGACAUCCAAUGGCCGUACCCUAUACAAUACAAAAGUAAGAUCAAAUAUCAGUGUAAGCCGGGUUACAAAUAUUUGAAUGGGGAUUCAACUUCAGUUUGCCAGCUCAAUAGGACAUGGUCGGAACCAAGCAUUAACUGUACGAAAAUAAUCUGCGGAAUUCCACCAAACAUAUCAAAUACUGACUUAAAAAAUUACACAGGAAAUGACUACGGCAGUACGGCAUAUUAUGAAUGCACAGCAGGUUAUAAAAGUUUGGAGGUUAUUGGCGAAUCUCGAUGCAUCGCGAAUGGAACAUGGACAGAGCCUGAUAUUAAUUGCACAGAAAUCAGUUGUGGACCUCCUCCGUCUUCUUCUACGGCUAAAGUAAGUUCUCUCACCGGAACAUCGAUUGGCGACAUUGCUGUGUAUUCUUGCCUUAGAGAUAGCAUCUUGAAAUCUAAUAGAAAUUUUUCAGUCUGUACAAGUGCUGCGGUUUGGUCAAAACCUGUGGAAUGUGGGAGUUGUGGAAAUGAGAAGAACAUUACUUACCAAGGAAGACAAGUGUGCUACGUAAAAUCGCAAUAUAAACAGGCGUAUCAUUUAAUACGCAACAUGCUGAUUGCGUCCGAAAAACCCAUCAUUGACAUCUUUAAGAAGCAAGCAAUGAUCCUUCGGUCAAAUGAACGCUACACUCUCCUUGACCCUAUUCUCUUCUUGACCCUAAACUCUUCUGAACGGUACUCUUUCCUUGACCCUACUCUCUUCUUGACCCUAGACUCUUCUGAACGCUACUCUCUCCUUGACCCUACUCUCUUCUUAACCCUACACUCUUCUGAACGCUACUCUCUCAUUGACCCUCUCUUCUUGACCCUACACUCUUCUGAACACUUCUCUCUCUCCUUGACCAUACUCUCUCUUGACCCUACUCUCUACACUACUCUCUCCUUGUCUACUCUCUUCUUGACCUACACUCUUCUGGUACUCUCUCUUGACCCUACCCUCUUCUUGACCCUACACUCUCCUGAACGCUUCUCUCUCUCCUUGACCCUACUCUCUCCUUGGCCCUACUCUCUUCUUGACCCUACACUCUUCUGA
Messenger RNA from Acanthosepion pharaonis, 1446 nucleotides. The record is from the annotation of a GenBank genome assembly. NCBI's taxonomy places the organism in Eukaryota, Metazoa, Mollusca, Cephalopoda, Sepiida, Sepiidae.